GUGAAUCGCCCGGUCAAUCGUAAGCAGAUUUUCGUAUUUCUAGAUGCAGUUUGAAAACUGUUCGUGAGUUUUUGUCGUAACUUUGUUUAUUUCGUCUGUAUUUUUAUAUGAUUUUACUAGAAUGAAUAGGCUGAAGAGAAGUUUAAGUUUAAGGAGUUCUAAAAGGCACAUACCGGAAAGUGUAAGGCCACAAAUUUGGGAGAACGACAGCUACAAAGUACGGAAUGGAGGCGUUAGUUUCCCAGUCAAGGUUAGAAUUUAUCGCGAAUUUUUCAUGAGAUUUGUGUUAUUUCGCUUUUAAGGAUUGCAUGGUACUUAACGUUGUGGAAGAGAGCGUUGAAAGACGAUAUUCAAAUCCUCAAUUAAUUCUAAAACUUACUGUUUUAGUAUGUGGGAUCGAUCGAAGUUACCGAGUCCAGAGGAACACAAGUUUGUGCAGAAGCUUUCCGAAAGAUGAAAGAAGUAAGCGGUUGUUUUUUGCAUUGUUUCCAUUUUUCACAGAUACCACAAAGCUUAAACGAGGUCUUCAGCUGAAGCCCUUUUGUCUUAAUUGUUUGAAAUUUAAUAACGUAUUCGUGAAUUCGGUUUCCUUCGGUUAUACUAAGCGAUUCUGCCAGUUGUAUCAAUCUGUACUCGUUUAUUUCAGGUCGGGACAGGGAAAAAGAAGCGAAUGCAGUUGCUUGUCACGGCAGAUUGUGUACGAGUCGUGGACGAACAAACCAAGGUAAGAGAGCCCAAGUAUUUUUUAAGCUUUAAAUUUUUUCGAUCGCGCUGAUGUAACUACGCAAGUAUUCGUAUGUUAUGUGGCAUAUUUAAGAGAGGCAGCGAGUCUGUGAUAUUGUCCGCCUUCGGUCUUUUUUGUGCCCUCUUUUUAUUUUUAAGUCUGUUCUUAGGCGGAUUUUCGUUUCAACGAGGCACGAUAUAUAUAUAUAUAUGAGCAAUACGCAUUAUUAAAUAAUCCAAGAUUUCAAAUGAUCGCAAUCGCGAGUAUUUGACGCGAACUUUUUUGAACGACCUGCGCGGAAAAAUCUAGACUUGAAUGAUAAAAUUCAUCAGCUAAUAUUAGCUGGCUGUCGGAAGUUGUUCCUGUUUUUUGAUAGAAGGCGGAUUUUACGGAAUGCUUUCGUAUUUAUUGAAAAUUGAUGUCUUUGUAUUUCUUUACUUCAUCACGGAUUAAUUUUAUCGAAAGGACCGAAGGUACUUGAAAUAGACUUUCAAUAUGAAGAUAGUCUCUGUUGGAAAUGUUCAUUUAUUUGUUCUCGAUCGCUCUUUGGGUGAUAUUUCACGCAAAGUAUAAUUAUUCCUCUGGUUUUUUUUUCCUUAAAUAUUACCCACCUUAAUACUUUCCUCUCCAAUAAGUCCCUACAUCGCAUAUUUACCUCGAAGCAGCUGAAUUCAAAUAAAAGAGCACCAUAUAUUUACUAUUGAAAUCGUGUUUAGAAAUUGUUGGAUUGAUUAAUUCUCUUCUGAGAAUUGGUAGUCGUUCAGUAGAUUUUUAAUUCGUGUAAUUUGUGUUUUCAGUGAUCAUUUCAACAUGCAACCCACCCAACUUGGUUUCGACAUGUGCUCAUCGUAUGCGUGAAAUACAAUUACUCCAAAUUUUUUUCAUCACGAAUUAUGAUUAAACCAAUUUUCAAAAAACAGACUGAUAUUUAAAUACUUAACCAUGAAAUUUAUUCGAGCCGGAGUCAUCCAGUUUGAUUUAUUUCCUCGAAAUUGCGAAUUAACUAGCGCUUUCGAAAAUUCAGCAUCUUUGAUUGGAAAAUCGACGCUCUGUCAUUCAGUUCUUACCCGAAGUAAAAAUCGAGUUUUUUCAUUCCACCGGGAAGACAUUGCUCCUUUUUUUUUCCUUUUUGAUAGAACUGUCUGCUCUUGUGCUAAGGGUCAUAGGGAAAAUUGUGGACUCUUUUAUUUCUGUCAGAGUAUUAUUAUUCCAUUUUUAUCACACCGUUUCCUCAUUCUUUGUAGAAUUCCUUUCAAUCCAAUUAAGUCACUAGGUUUUUUUUCCUCAAGGUGCCAAAAACUGAGUGGAAAUACAGUACUUCUUAUGGAGUUUUUAUUUCUAAGACAGUACUGCUUAUCUUCCUUGCCUCACUUAAGAAUACAAACGCCUGGAAAUGUAAACAUUAACUUAAACUCUUCACAAGGCAUCACACCUAAAAAUAAGCAUGUCAGUUCAGUCAUUUCUAACCUUCUGAAAAUGUGUUAUAUAAAGGAAAUCUUCUGGAUUACUUUCAAAGAAUGCAAUGUUGACUGCGGACAUUUGAGCAUAAGUUUCUCCUGAGAAUUUAUUCAUAGUAUAUUACAACUAAAUUUCAGUAAUGAACCUUGUGAUAUAAAUAAUGAAUUGUCUAAUAUUUGAAGGCCAGUGUGAGAUUAAAGACAAAUUAAUCGGAUUUGAUUUUGUACUUUAAUCCUGCAUUUUUAUUUUAUUAAUUUUUUUCAGUAAACUUACUCAUCUGUUCAAAUCAUGAAAUUGUUGCAUAAUUUUAUUUUUUUCGUUGUGCGAUGUUCAUGCUGUUUCCUAAAUUUUUUUUAAUGUCGGUUUAAACAUAAACUAUUAUGAACAAUAACAACAAUCAGAGGAAAUUAUAUCACAGAAGGUUUUUAUUAGAUUUCAAAAUUAGGCUCAACUCACUUAUAGUUUUUGUUAGAGAUGACAACAUAGGCUGGUUGUAAGGCUAGUGAAGACAAAGGUCAAGUGUAAAUAGCUUCAAAGUUCAUUCAUGGCUCAUGACGGAUAUUCAUUCUAUGACAUUUGAGUUCUUCUAAAUCUCCUGGAGUGUUUUCAUCAUUUUAUGUAAACAAUGACUUCUAUUAUUUACCAAUGAGAAGUAACAAUUUCUUAAAUUUCUGUGACAGUUUUAAGAUGCGGUAUAGUAUAGUAAAAACUUCUCUCAUUGAUGAGCCAUUUUAUAAUGGCUUGAAAGCAUUUGCUGUGAAGUUCCUCUGGGUCUUGGAUGAUCUGUAGUGCUGUCAAAUUGUUUUACUUUAUUUUAUCACAACUGAAAGUGUAAGUUGUUUUUUAGGUACGUGUACAGUUGCUGAUUCAUCAGAUUACAAAGCUGGCAUGAUUUUUUUACCGUAGGAGAUAGCAAGACUAUACAUAAUUGCCUUUCGAACUUAACUGUUUAUUUCAGUCCCUUGUCAUUGACCAGACGAUUGAAAAAGUGUCAUUUUGUACACCUGAUCCGGGUAACGACAGAGUCUUCUCCUACAUCUGCCGGGAAGGAACUACAAGGAGAUGGAUGUGCCACAGCUUUAUAGCUUUGAGAGACACAGUAAGUUGACACAGUAACUUACCUUCAACACUGUGGUUCAAAGUUCUCCUAGUGCUAAAAAUUGUAAGACCUGUGAGCUGUGAUCAGUGUCCAGCCACUCAGAGACAAAGAAAAAAAGAUGGAUUGGUUUGAAAUUUUAAGAUCAAAGGGGAAAAUUGAAUCACUACAUAUCUUACAUGCAGAUGAAAAUUAAAUGAUGAAAUGAUUCCCAUUUCAUUGCUCUAUGCUCAUUUUUUUCAAAUUCUUAAUUUGGUCUCCUAAAAUCAAGAAACAGUUGCUAGAGAAAAUAUUUUCCUGGACAAAGGAAACAGAAAGUAAAAUUGAAAGAGGAUACCUUUUUGCAACAUCCUAUGACAUACCUCACCACUUUUCACAGUACUUGUAUUGAAGUAAACAAAAUGGUGGGUAAUUUUCUUUGGAGAUUUAAAGGACUUUUCAAAGCUUAAUACUAGAAAAACCAACACAAAGUUCUCCUCACAGUAUCACCCCUGAAUCACACAUUAAGGUCUUUAGAAUAAAGGAAAUGAUUGCUUACUAAAGAAUCUCUUGUUAGACAAAUUCUCCUUGUCAGCAAAUUAGGAAAUGUAUAGAGAACUGUUUGGAGAAUAUGCAUACUGAUGUUAGGGUGUAAAGGGUUCGAGUGUUGUUUAUAAUUAUUUCUUCCACUUUACUGUAGACCAUGAACUCUAAGCAAAGAUUAAAACUGGCUGCAUGACCACUGAAAACAAUGGGCAAAAUUGGUGACCUUGAAAUUAGGAAGAUGGACUCAUGUGAUCAUGUUGUGAUCUAAAUAAGAACCAUUUUUUGCAGUAGUUCCUUUGAUCUAGCAGAGAAAUAGAACAGUAGUUCCUUUGAUCUACCAGGGAAAUCAAACAGGGAUCAGGAAAUUGUCAGGGAAACCUGAAAAAAUCCUAAGAGAGGAGGGAAGAGGAGAUUAUCUCCUUUGGAAGUAACAAUCCUAGUUCAUUAAUAAAACCAUUGAUACUGGGAUAAAUCCUGGUUGUAUGAACUAUUCAACACUGUCUGUAGACUUAUGAUAAGCAAAUUUUUCCUGUUUACGUAUCAGGGAGAGCGUCUUAGCCAUGCAGUUGGCUGUGCAUUCACAGCUUGUCUUCAGAGAAAGCAGAAAGCCCAAGCUCUACAGCAGCAACACAAGGAGGUCAGAGAAAGAUUAACGUUCUCUUCUGUAUUUUAGACGUAUGAAUUCUCCUUUAAUUUUAUACGUUAUUACAAUAUUCCUGAAAAUUUCAUGGGUCCUGUGUGCAGUUCUGUGGCUAGGUUAUGAGAGGCUGCUAUGAAAUGUUCAGAAGAGAAUAAACUCUUAAAGGCUCACCUAGGUUAUUUUAGACUUAGGCAUUGUACCUGAUCAUCAGCAAUUAUCAGGGACUUUUUGAUUUAAUUUGAAUCAAAAAUCAAAAAAAUUAAUACUGUGAGUCCAGGGUGAAUAUGAAAGCUUCAUAUUCUAAUGAUCUUGUUUGUGAAUAAAACAACAAAAACAUGACUGCAAUAUUUACCUUCACUUUGUUGGUCCAACAGCAACAACAACAACAGCCCCUAACCCAACAGGGUACCACUGUAGCUGCUGUAACUGGGACACCAGGUGCAGCAAGCACCAUACCAGUAGUUAAUGGCUCCAGUCCUCCAAAUCCACCUGCACAGCAGCCAUCCCCUGGACAAAUGAAACCUUCUGUCCCUGUCCCAUCUACUGUGCCAGCAUCAACCACGGCUCCAAUUGCUGCUGCAACAGUCCCAUCCAGUACAACAACUCCUCCAGUUAAGAAUGGUACUGUGACGACAGGAACACAGCAGUUACCAUCACCAGCUGAGCCAAAGCAAAACAACGCUGGUACUCCUGUACUAAAACCUCCUCCCUCAGUUGCAAGACCACGUCCACAACCUUUUCACCCUUCACCUUUUACCCGUCACAUGUCACUGAGGUACCGCUCCAAUCCUCUCUCUUUCAUGCCACUACGCAACGACACAAGUGGCUAUGAAACAUUGACAGAAGAACCAGCAGUUCCACAGUUGCCUCCGACUGUUGAUACCCUUAUGCUACAGAAAAAUACGCCCACUCCAAUUUCAACAUCAUUUGGAACACCAGUCUCUCAAGGUUCUGCAACACAGAACAGUGCUCCAAGUCAACCGCCUUCUAUGUUUAAUGGGCUGAAUACAAACUCAACAUCAACAAUACAAUCAUCCAAUGCUAUACCGAACUUAAGUCAAAGGAGUAAUGUCCCCAAUGCAGUGCCCCCAUUACAGCCAUAUCCUAUGCAGGGGGCAACCCCCCAAGUCAAUGGGUCAGGCUCAUGGAAUGUCUCAAACCAAGUACAGAGGCAGAAACCUCUAUCAGAGGCUGAAAUGUGGCUAGCAUCAGCUUCAGUUGAUACUGCACAGCCAGCCAAGACAGUGCAACCAAAUCAGGGUUUGCUGACUACUGUAAAUCCAUUUGCAGAAACGUCAUCCCAAAUUGAUGCUCUCUCAAAUGCAUGGACACAUGAUCUGCAGUCCACACUGCCUAGUGUGUCAUCACAAGGGACAACUGGCUGGUCGUCAUCAUCUCAGUGGGGAACCAGCACCACACGUCAAACAAAUGGAGAAGAUGACUUUGCAUCAUUCUUUGCUUCAAGGCAAACCAGCCCCCCUCCACAUGCACCCCUCAGUAAGAAAGAUUCCAACCCAUUCACACCAACUCAAGAUCAAGUAUUCUGGGUGUGAUGAGGAAAUUCAUGGACAAGGUGACAUUUUUAGUUCUUAGCAUCAAGUGUUCUUAGCAGGAAUUUGUACACAACUUUUUAACAUGGAUAAUGAUCGUUUGAACUUUUCAUCUCUGAGAAAAAAGAAACCAAGCCAAGCCAAGCCAAGCCAAAGUGACUGAAGUUAGUGAUGGUGACUGGGAUUUGUGAAACUGAGCAAAAAUUACCGUGAGACUGUCAAAUCAGUUUUGAAAUUGUCCAUCACUGUCAAGUCUUAUUCAGAACCACCUUCAAGCAAGUGCAAUCAUGCCAUCCGAUCAGCUCUUAAUUUCAAACAAAAUACUGUACAGAUGGAAUGGUUAUUGGAGGUUUGAAUCACCUUUUGAGCAGCAAUGGUGGAUAUUUGCUUAAGAAAAUUUUAACUGCGUUUUCUUUUAAUGAGAUUUUUACAUGUACCAUGUAGUAGUUGCUGAUUUGAGAAUUUAGAAAAACGGUGUGGGAAAUGAAGAGGUUCUGUAACACUCAACAUAACAAGAAUGUGAAAAUUUAGAAGGCUCAAGAACUUCUCUGGAAGAUAACACAUUCUUAUUUUUUUUUAAAAUAGUGUUAUUCGUUUUCAAAAGGAAUUUGGGCAAGCUGGAAAUGCAUGAAUGAUGUACGCCUAGUAUCUAAUAUAAUUAUUGUUGAUAGCUCAUAGUGCUUUAACUUCUGUAAGUAUUAUAUUCCAAAAUGUAUAGAAACCUUUUCACCUUACACACUUGGGAUUUUUUUAUUUCUUGCAUUUCACACAUGUAUAUCUCUUAGAUUUUUUGUGAAGUGGAAAUGAGGUUGCAGAGGUUCUCUUUCAUCACAAUAUGGGUAUAUAAAAAUUGUCAUACUUAUAAAUAUGUUAAUUGUACAAAAUAUAGGGUUGAUGUUUCUGAAUUUUACACAAGUGAAGGCCAUGUGAAACGACUUUACAACUGCCUUUGCACUUUAUAACUCUGUUGGCCAAUGAUAUCAUCUUGGGUUUUUAUUGCUUGAGCAUCAGCUACUGCAAAGAGACUUUGAGCUUACUUGUUAAUUAUGCCCCCCAAAAAUGGACAACUUAAAAAAAAAUUUGUUUACCUACGUGCACUUUGUACUAACAGUUAGUACAAAAUCUUUUAACAGCAAAGUUUUAUUUAAAAAUUAGAUAUCCAAGCGCAUUAUUUUUAAGUUGAAUUUAUGACAUGAAAAUGUGGUUUGUGGCAAUUACGUGAAUUAUGUGUGACAAGUCUGUUUGAAGUAUUUCAUGUAUACCAGAAAUUAACUUGGGCAGAAUGAAGAAGCAUAACCUUGUUCCAUGCUUGAUUAAACAUCAUUAGAAUUGUUUAAAAUGAUUCUUUUCAUGAUUUUAGUUUGUUAGACUUGAAGAGUUUAGGAUUUUAACCUAUCAUUUCAACUGAAAAACUGUGUACAGGAUUAAACAGACAUUGCAUUCUUACAAGUUACACUUUUUUUCUCUUGCUGAGUAUGCUGAGAAGUAUGCUGUUGAAAAAUAGAUCUGAUUACACAAGCUUGGUUGGUAUUUUCACUGCUCUGUACUUUUUUUGUCAAGAUAAAUUUUUCCUGCUUUGAAUGAAGUCAAGCUAGCCUGGAAGAGGUAACCUGGAUUGUGUAGAUUUUGUCACAAAUCACAUAAACACUGCAGACACACUUGCAUAACAGACGAAUAAAUAGAUAAAUAAAUAGAUAACAGAAAAUAAGAGGACGUGUAAGCAGCUCCAUUAGUACAGUCAGAAUAGAUGUUGGUUCCACAAUGGCAAGAUCUUGGCAAAUGGAGCUGUUUUUCAUGUAAUUGCAUUUAUUUGGGCAGCCUAGUAUAACAUGCCAAGUCUCUCUUUUUUUAACGAGCCUCUGAGGUAAAAGAAUUUAGUGGCAUAUUAUGUUUAUGUUGCAAAAAGUGAGGAAAAUUCUUCUAAAACAUUAUGUAAUUAUCUGAAGUGCAAUCACUUAUAGUAGUUUUAUUCUAAUAUAAUUUUGUAAUGUUGCCUUCCCUAAUGAGCAUUAUGUUGCACAACUGUCAAAUAGGUAUUUUGCAAUCAGUUAUGUUAUAACUGAUCCUUUGUACUGGAGAUUUUCCACUCAAAUAAUAAUAUAGCUGGUUGAUUGUGGUGUAAAUUCAAAAGUGAUGUUAUUUUAUGUUAUGAAGUCAUGUUGGAUGUGGUGCUUCAAAUCAGCAAGUGGUUAAUAGUAAAAUAGAGUAAUCCCA
Messenger RNA from Pocillopora meandrina, 8207 nucleotides. The record is from the annotation of a GenBank genome assembly. NCBI's taxonomy places the organism in Eukaryota, Metazoa, Cnidaria, Anthozoa, Scleractinia, Pocilloporidae.